AUGUGGGCUAUGCUUAAUAAUAAACGUUUCCUAUCGAUUGGUAUUGUGCUCGGUUUUAUUACAGUAAUCGUCAUUUUUCAAUUGAUAUUUUCUACGAAACACUACGACAGUGUUUCGUCAAUGAUACAAUAUAGAGUCAAUCAAAAUUACAAUCAUGCAACAUCGCCACGUAUAUUCUGUUUAAUAUUAACGUCACCAAACAGUUUUCUUUCACGUACAAAAGCUAUCAAUGAAACUUGGGCUCCACGAUGUGAUCGAUAUUUUUUCAUCACAGAAUAUAUUCCUGAAACGUUGAAACCCGAACAAAUUCAAUUCGCAGAACAAAUACCCAUUGCACCAAUUAAAAAUAUUACAGCUGGUUAUGAUCAUCUAACGCAAAAGUCUACGUUAGCAUUUUUAUUUGCCUAUGAAAAUUAUUUCAAUGAUUUCGAUUGGUUCAUCAAAGCCGACGAUGAUACAUUUUUAAUUGUCGAACAUUUAAAAGCAUUUUUACGAGAACAAAAUACAUCCGAACCUGUUACAUUCGGUUAUAAUUUUAAGGUUAUUGUUCCAAAAGGAUAUCAUUCAGGUGGCGGAUCCUAUGUGUUAAGCCGAGAAUCAUUGCGACGAUUCUAUGAAGCACAUCAAGAUCCAGCGUUAAACUGUCGUAAAGAUGGUGGUAGCGAAGAUGUCGAAAUAGCCAGUUGUCUUCGUAAAAAAGGUGUUUAUCCAGGCAAAUCUCUCGAUAAGCAAAAUCGUGAAUUAUUUCAUCCACUAUCAUUUGCUGAUCAUUUUCGUGGUACAUUUCCUGAUUGGCUUCUACAGUAUGCCGAAAAUCCAUUGGGAGCUCAUUAUAAUUGUUGUAGUGAUCAAACAAUAUCGUUUCAUUAUGUUCCACCGGAAGAACAAUAUUUAAUGAAUUUUCUACUAUAUAGGACUCAGGUGAAAUCAAAUAUUUUUAAGUCAAAUAGUUCAAUGACAUAA
Rotaria socialis is the source of this 963-nucleotide messenger RNA. Lineage: Eukaryota; Metazoa; Rotifera; Eurotatoria; Philodinida; Philodinidae. The record is from the annotation of a GenBank genome assembly.